Messenger RNA from Prunus armeniaca (apricot), 957 nucleotides. The record is from the annotation of a GenBank genome assembly. Lineage: Eukaryota; Viridiplantae; Streptophyta; Magnoliopsida; Rosales; Rosaceae.
AUGGCAGUUCCAGCCUACCCGAUGCAUUGCUUCAAAUUUCCUGCAGGGCUCUGUCAAGAAAUAAAUGGUGAUUUAGCAAGGUUUUGGUGGGCUAAUCAAGAAAAUGAUCAUAAGAUUCACUGGGGAUCUUGGGACAAACUUGGCAUGAGAAAGGAGAAUGGUGGGCUUUGUUUUCGUGACCUCUUGGAUUUUAAUCUUGCCCUCCUUGGCAAGCAAUGCUGGCGCCUUAUCAAUAACCCGGAUUCUCUCUGGGCUCGUUUUCUAAAAGCUCGUUACUUUCUAAAUAGUGACUUUUGGAAUGCAGAGGUGGGACACCGAGCCUCAUGGGCAUGGGCAAGUCUCAUAGAAGGGAGAGACACUGUGCUCAAACAUGCAAGGAAGCAAAUUUUUAAUGGGGCUGAAACUAAUAUCUGGGUUGAUCGCUGGCUUAAGCUUCCGCAUAAUGAUGUUAUUGUUCCCACUAGACCACUCUCUGCUAACACUCCAAUUUUUGUGGAGGAGAUCAUGAAUAAACUUGAGCGUUCUUGGGACUUAAGCAGAGUGAGCCUAUAUUUAGACCAAGAGACUAUAAGAUGCAUUCUUUCUCUGCCUAUUGGCAUUUCAAGCUUGCCGGAUCGAUGGAUUUGGCCUUGGACUUCAAAUGGGGAAUACUCAGUCAAAUCUGGGUAUCAUAUCACUCAUUCAAUGACAAAUUCAAGAAUUGUUGGUCCACCUCAGACAUCUCAUGUCGUGUCUACUCAUGUUUGGAAGGGCUUAUGGAAACUAAAAUCACUUCUGAAAAUCAAAUUUUUCUGCUGGAGGAUAUUAUCCAAUGCUAUUGCUACAAUCUCAACCUUUUUAAAAGGAAAAUUAGCCAAUCUCCCAUGUGCCCUGUCUGUGAAAAUAAUGAAGAAUCUGUGGAACAUCUAUUUCUCCUUUGUCCAUGGACAGCAGCUGUGUGGUUUGGCUCCCCACUAA